GUGCAUCAUUAUUCCUCUCCGAAUUGUUAUCAUUGUUCAACCACUAUAUGAGAUUUAGUCGUGUUUAUGAAGCUGACAACAUCCUAAAUGUAUAAUGCGACACUGGGGACGUUCAAUAAAAUGGUCUGAGGUGAAGAUCAGAGGGUUUGUGACUUGUCCUGUGUAGUGCGGCGGUAGUUCGCAUCCUUUUUCGCGAUCAGCAUGGAUAGCACUAUUGCAUAUUGAUAUGGCAUCUAUCAAUAAAUAAUAAUUACUGCUGUAUUUUGGGAAGAUUUGCACAGCAAACGGUCUCGUUGUGGUUGAGCCCCAUUAUCAGAAAGCUAAAAUUGAUAUGGCACAAGCAACUGUCGCCCGUGGCGCUGCUCUCAAACAAAUGGCCUGUUUUACCUUCGUAACAGUGUUUUUAUGUGUAUGAUUAACCGUUAUUUUUUGGUAAACUCAGUGCAUGAUCAGAAAAAAGACUUCUUUGAUUGACAAUUUCUCUUCGCGGCCGACUUCCGAUGCUGUUCUGCUUCAUGCAUUUUCAAGCUUGUUUGCUUUUGUUUUUCUCUUCCAUCAGGUUGUCCAGGAGUUCAAUACACUUGUGGCCCUCUAUAGGGAGCUGGUUAUCUCUAUUGGAGAGAUUUCUGCAGACUGUCCCUCUCUUCGCGCGGAGAUGCACAAAACACGCACAAAAGGCUGUGAAAUGGCGCGGACUGCACAUCAAAACCUUUCUGCAAUAUCAGGCCCGGAGGAUGGAGAAAUACAUCCAGAGAUCUGCCGUCUCUUCAUCCAGCUGCAGUGCUGUCUGGAGAUGUACCUGACGGAGAUGCUUAAAUCUGUGUGUCUGCUGGGAUCCCUGCAGCUCCACAGGAAAGGGAGACAUCAUUCAGGAGCAACAAAAGUAGACAGUAAGAAAGAGGACAGCUCUGAUGUUCCCAUACUAGAAGACACUUCCUCCACUCCACCAGACUGUUCGCAGACCUACUUCCUGGUGGUCACGGACAUCGAGAACAUCGAGAGGGACAUGACGGAAAUGAAAAAUCUGUUAAGCAAACUCAGGGAGACGAUGCCUUUACCGCUGAAGAAUCAAGGUGAGAUUUGUGCAUUUUUACAUUUUUUUUGCGCUCUGAAUAUUUUGGGCAAAUAUUACAGAAUAGUUUGUUUGAAGAGAAGGAUUUCUGCAGAGGAGCAAUUCCAUGCAAAUGUCAACACUACCAUGAAAAAAUAAAGAUUUUACCAAACUUUUUAGCAUACUGAUUGACUCGGGUGUCUUGUUUCAUAGUGCAAAUAUCUAAAAAAAAAAAAGAAGAACAUACAAGAGUUAAGUAAAUUUAUGUUAAAAGCAAGGAAAAAAAUCUGUUAAUGAGGUAAGAAAAAUAACAUGAAUUUAGUUUUACCCUUUCCUGUGUAUCUGCUUAUUUUUUCUGUAAAUUUACUUUAAACAACAACUAGUAGGAUUUACUUAAUUUUUUGUGUGAAGUUUUUUUGUGUAAUUUAAGUUUAUUUUUCUUACCCCAUUGGCAGAUUUCUUGCUUGUAUUAAACAUAAACUUAAUUAAUUCUUAUAUUUUCUUUCAUAAAACAAGAUUAAAUAUUUUGAGUCUCUUUCCUCGUCAAGUGAUUUAAGAAUUCUUAGAUGUUUGUACUAGAAAACAAGACAAAAAUGCUUAGUAGGAAUUCAUUUUGUGCAGAUUAAAUAUUUUAGAGUAAGUAGAAAGCCAUCUCCUCUCCAUUUGUUGGUUAUAAUUGUCUCACAAAUUUAUUGUUUUAAUUAUUCUUACAAAAUAUGUUGUUUCUCAAAAACAUGCAUCUUUUUAGUCACAUCCGUAACGCAUUUUAUUUGUUAUCUAAAAACAUGUGAAUUGACCAAUAAUUUUGAUGUCUGGACUCAUCAUCAGGGGGUUUUGUAAAAUGUAAACAGAUAAUUGAAUAUAUUGGUAAUGAAUACAUUCUCUGAGAGCUUAUAUUGGAAGUUUUGACUGAAAAUGUCACAUCUAAUGCUGGAAUUACUCAGAGGAGCUUUAUAUUAGGGAUGCUUUACAUAAUAGAGGGUAUGAACUUGUCCUCACUUUACCACGUGGCAAAACACUCAGCAAAAUGACUGCUUACAAUAUCAGGAAAUGCAAUUCCGCACAGCAUUUCAGUGUCCAGGAACACCGGAUUCCUUUUUAAGUCAUAAGGAAGUCGUAAGGAUCACCGUCGAGUCCAGCUGCUUGUAAUUUCAGCAAAUAAUAGCGUGUUUAUUCAUGGGGCCUCAUUUAUACAACGUGCGUACGCACAGAUUUGAUCGUAAAGCGUGCAUACGCAAAAAUCCACGGCAACGUUCAUAUUUAUGAAACUGGUCUUUAACGCGGAAAAGUGCUUAGCGCCACGUCAGGGUCUGAGCAGACAUACGCACUUUGCUUGUCCGAGUGCUGCAGGUUUUUGGAAAUAUAAGUCAUUGACCUGUCGUUGACAGGUGCUCUUACAUAUAUCAAUGACAUUAAAGGUGGAGUGGUUGAUUUGGAAAGGUGCUAACUUUUUUGAAAUUAUUAUCACACCCUCUAUGUGAUUCGCCGUCCAAAGCCACGCCUCCAAACACAUGAAUGUACUUCGUAAAUCCACGUAACGAAUUACAAACUAAAUCCAUUAAAUUUUUCUCGAAGCAUGUACAAACCUGUCCAAAAGAAAGAGAGCAACCAUGGUAUCGUCUUUCAGACCCUUUGCCUGCCUGAGCUGUCUCCAUCGUGUAAAAACUGAACCGAUGUUAAUUCGAGUUUUUCCUCUUUCAUAAUCCAGAUGUUUUUUGGUCACUGCUUUUCCAAAAACUGACUUUCAUUUGUAGAUUUACUUGUUGUCAGUUCAGCAGUAAAGUUUGAUUGUUGCUGAUUGUCCGCCAUUCUCCCUGCAUUGACACAGCGGACGUGAGCGCGCUGAUGACGUAGGAUGUCUGCGUGAAGAGGGUGCGCAGUGGUAUGCAAAAUACGUUGGCUGAAAAUGUACACAUGACCAGUCACAGCGUUCGGCCAGAACGUUUUGAUUGGGCUAAUGUUUUUUUGGUUCUACUCCUUUCACAGACGAAAUAUAAUUAUAAAAAUAUUAUUAUACUUCUUGAUUGCUAUCAGGAUGUAAAGAGAUUUCUAACCAACACGACAAAAAAUGUUUCUGGACAGGAUCACCCACCAUGCCUUUAAUUAGGCGGAUCUUUAAAUCUUUAAAAGGCGGAGAUCUGAAACUGUUCAGCUGCACGCAAUUUGGCGCUCAUUUGCGAUUUAUAGAUUUCACAUCAGAAUGUUUAAGAAUUGGAAAUGAGUUACCAUUAAUUAUACAUGAGCCGUGGAAAACAUUAAGAGACUGUUUCAAAUGUUAAUUUUAUCAGCAUUUCUAGAUUUUGUGAAGGUAGGUAUGUGGCCAUUCCAGACCAGUGUCUGUUGAAUUUGAACAAAACAAAACCUCAGGAGUGGCAUAAAGUCACAACAGAAACAUGAAAACUGUGAUAAAAAUCCAGAUUAUCAUAUAAAAAAUAUUUGUGUACAUGUACAAAUAUUACUGUUGUAUUGCUUAAAGGUGAAUAUGAACUUGUUUUCUUUGCAGUAUUUGAGUUCUGAAAAAUACAGGGCAUCUUUUCUGUUAUUUGGACCCAUUUCUCCAGGUUUUUUUUUCAUUUUCUAGAAAUAAAUGCAAAGAGAAGCAAACUUUUCAUUUGAAAUUUGUGAUAAUUAUCAUUUUACCUAUACGCAUAAAUAGUAAUUUCAGGAAAAACUGAACAGAAUUUUUAAAUGGUCUGUUAAAUUUUUAUUCAGCGGCUGUAUUGUUAGCUAACAUAUGUGCAUUCAUUGAUUUCUUUUUUCUAUUGUCUAUAUAGAUGACAGCAGUUUGUUGAAUCUAACGCCAUACCCAUUGGUCAGACAAAGAAAGAGGCGUUUCUUUGGCCUCUGCUGUCUGGUGUCCAGUUAAGAGCUCUCCUUGUGUCCAGUCACGAUUGACUGCAUUUCCUCACAAUGUGUGACACUCACCAAUCAACAGUACUACUGCCAUUUCCUAAACCAGUGCUUUCAUUUGGUGAGUGCUGUCCAGUUUCUCACUGCUAUGAGAAGAAAUAGAAGAAAUACCUUGAACAGUCAUAAAAACGAAUAUUAUAUAUCACCAAUACAACAGAUUUUCAUUUUUAAGUAAAUGUAUGUUCGUCCACAUUACGCUUAGCAAAGAUAAUGGUUCAUAGUACAAGUAUCUACUAUGUUUGUCCUAUUCAAUUGUUACCGUAGCUGAGUAUGACACAAGGCUCUGUUAUGUUAUUGCACAAUACAUAUGCUGUGCUUUUUGUCAAGACAGAUGUUGUUAUGAGGAGUUCAAGACUGCAAAUUCCAGCUGAGGUUACACUAUGUAGUUUUACUGCUGAACAUGUAUGAUGCUUAUUUUUUUAUUAAAUUAUCACGGAGGCAAAACAAGACCGCGCAACAUGAGCGAAUGUGGAAUCUGUUACCAUGUUUUUACUACAGUAUUAUUUAGUCUUCCAUAAACCGAAAAUCCUGUAAUUCUUUUCUUUUCAUUUGAGUCUUUAGGAGUAUAAAAUACCUGAAGAAGCCUUUGUAAAUAAAGAAUAUAUCUAUACAUGGAAAUUGUAGAGUUGUACAUACACAAUGUAAACCUAGCCCUCUGAAUUAUUUUUCAAAACUGUGAUUCUUUUAAAGAGAUUGUCAGUGAAGUGUGGCAUGUCUAUCCAUCUGGUGUGAUAUAAGUCCAGAUUGGAGGGGCUCAGCAUGGGUCUUGCUUAUUAAUAACGGUUCUAAUUGUGUCAGGCAUGGUGCAGAUACUGUAGUGUUUAUGAAAAGGCGCAGUGUCGUUUUACAUGGGUAAUAAACCUUUUUUUAUUGAUUUAACAAAACGGCCAGUAUGCGUCUUGUAUUUUAUUUAAUGCACAAAAAAGCAGUAAAUAGCAGGUGGUAUACAAAAACAAAAUGGCAAAAGUACAUUUACUCAACGUAUAAAAAAUACUAGUUCUAGGAAAUCUGGCUUCUAUUCUGUUCUCAAGUGCCACAAAUACAGCCGUCAUGUUUGUAUAAUUUAUCAGAGGUUUGACAAUAACAUUUUUAUCAAUGUAUUAACAUAUAAACCAUCUGAAGAUCCUCUAUCAGAGCUUUAAUAUGACCUCCUCCAUUAAAAGAGCAAAAACAGCCUCUCAGAAUAAACAUCACAUUUGGAUCUCAGUCAGCUGUGGGUAAUUGGAUAUGUUUGCAAAUUAAUAGGAUGCUUGCGAAAUCUGCACCUGGCAGCGGUUCCUACCCUUUACUUUCUCACAACAAUAGUGAAGCUGUAAUGGAGGACGUACAAAAAUCGUUCACAAGGACACUUAAUCAUUUGGCCGUAACGCUGAAACUGGACAGGCUGUCAGGAGUUUGGCAGGGAGUAUAGAGAUGGAUGAAUACGACUGUGUUCAAGGCCAAAACAAGUUUGCAGAAAUGAACAGCAAUGUUGGUUUGUGUACAUUAAUGCAGUAAUGUAGUAGUAAGUAAAUUAUUAAGUAAUAAUAUUCUCCAUACGAAUCACCAAGCCUCAAAGGAAUAGUUCACCCACAAAUACAAUUCUGUAAUUGUUCACCUUCAUGUCUUUUAAAACUUGUUUUCUUUUUAUUAGGACAGAAGUAUAUACAGUACUUCACAACUCGUUUGUAUUUCACAGAAGAAAGUCAUGUGGGUUUACGUUUUGUACUUUAGGUAAAUGCUGCUGGCAUAAUUUCCAUUUUUCAUUCAACUAUUCAUUAAACUUUUCAAAAAGCAAACAACCUCAGAGUUAUUUGCCA
Triplophysa rosa is the source of this 5760-nucleotide messenger RNA. RefSeq names its product regulator of G protein signaling 7 binding protein a (gene rgs7bpa). Lineage: Eukaryota; Metazoa; Chordata; Actinopteri; Cypriniformes; Nemacheilidae. Gene Ontology annotation, biological process: G protein-coupled receptor signaling pathway. The record is from RefSeq and is a predicted model, not a curated record. Gene Ontology annotation, cellular component: nucleus; neuron projection; postsynapse. The transcript has 5 exons. Bases 446 to 1210 code for a protein of 254 amino acids.